UUUAACCAUUGUUCAUUUAAGCACGGGGAGCAGAAUGUAUAAUUAAAUAAAAACAUUGUUCACAGACCAGGAACCGCCACUAGUAAGAAGUUGAGAUAAAAGUAUUUUCCACUAGACUUCUACGCUGUAGAUACACAGACACUUCCGAAACCAGCGGAGUACUUCCGGUCUUCUUCCGGGGUUUCAUUGACAGCAUUUUCCUUUCCAAAGGCCAGUCGUUUGGCCAUCACCUGCCGAGAUAUAAAAGUCCAAGGCCCUUUUGAAGGCAGCAUAGGAAUUUAGUAGCUGUUGAAAGACUGGCUGUAGGGCGCCACAUGAUCAGGACUGUGUGUAGACAGUUGACAGCUUUGAAACCCGCUGCAAGCUUAGGUAAGGAGUGCUGUGUCCGUGUUUUCAGUGAAAUAGCAGGGAGAGAAUAACAGCAUGUCGCAACAGAUUCAGACAUUCGCCUUUUUCUUUAUCACACUAGUACUGUCGAUUAUCGCCACAUUGGUCUUUAUGAACGAGACAGGUAAAGAGAAAGAAGCGUGAAAACGUUUUAUCUCACUGUUGUGCUCGAACUGUAGUAACAUUAGCUUAGCUACAAGCUUCUGGAGUCUAAAAGGCAUGGUUGUGUAUCAUCAAGGAUAAAUCAUAAAUUUGAUAGUUUGAGGGCUCUAGGACUCUACAGACACCAGGCAAGGCCUGGAAACGGGUGGGGAAAUGUACAGUGAACCCAAAUAGGACUGAUCAGGGGUCAGUUUUUCUACAUGUCAGCUAAAGCCUGGGGUUUAACAGGGUUUUGAGAGACUGACCCCGAGUCAGGUCGUGUCCACGUCCUGACGACGUAACCAGCGACGUCAAAGGACAAACUGAGACAAACGGGGUUUAGCUAGGGAGGAACAGUAAAUAUUUACAUCGUAUUAGAAUGGUUCGCAGAUUAAAAAACUAUUAUUUAUACACCGGUAAGUCCUUGUGGGAGCCAGACGUCGUUGUUGACGUAGCUUUUGUAAAGCGCCGCCCGGCUGCUUUGAUACAGCUCUAGGGGAGCAGACGUCUGUUGUAAUCCGCAGUGUAAACAUCCCCAUCCAGCUCCCCUCUCUGUCGUUAGUCCGGUCACUCCUGACGCUCAUCCACAAUGCAAGCGAACCCAACGCGGGGCUUCUUGUGGUCGGAUGUGGAGACGAGGACCUUGUUGAACAUAUGGGGUGAGCAGGACAUCCAGACGGCGCUGGAUGGAAACUUCCGUAACAGCUUCGUGUACCGCGAUGUUUCCCGGAGGCUGGGCACCAUGGGCUUCGAGAGGACGCCGGAACAGUGUAGGGUGCGCAUUAAAAGCCUCAAGAGACAGUACCUGCUGGCCAAGGAGGGAAAUAUACGAAACAAUGGCCAGUAUCACAAGAUUUGCAAGUUUUAUGAAGUAAUGGAGAGAAUACUGAGUAACCGACCCGUCCUAGACCCACAUGAGUUCAUAGACAACGGGGCGGGGAGAGAGGAGGCCGUGGACGGCAUGGAUGACGAUGGAGAGGAUGCUCAGGACGCUUUCACGGAGAGCACAGGGGACUGUCCUUAUCCUGCAGAGACUCACGUCAAGCUGGAAUAUCCCACCAUUCCCAUUCCUGUCCCAGUUAAAGUCACAGUAGGAAACAACAGCACCCCGGCCAGACCGCAGAACAGCAGUCAGUCAACUGCGACUCUCUCUACCAAGGCAACUAAAAGACCCAGGAAAAGACGUGCAAACUUUCCCAUGGAGAAGCUGAUGGAGCAGUUCCUGGAGCAAAGUGCACAGGCUGAGGACAAUUUCUAUCGAAUGGAGGAACAGCGCCUUCAGGCUGAAGAAUGCCGCAGAGAGGCCGAGCACACUCGGGAGCUGCACAUGCUCCAGAUGCUUGGACAGAUGUUCUCCAGCAUCUCCUCCUCCACUAAACCCGUCUCUGCUGCCACCCCUUCUAAGACUAGUCCCAGCACCUGCCCGCCAUCUUACUCCAGCCCCUCUCUAUCAUGCUCACGUGGCCAAUCCAGUCACAUCAGACACUCUUCACCCUUGAAAGACCGUUUUCCCCAACAGAGUCAACUGUUGGACCCAGACCCCCAGGCCUUAGUGUUGGAACGCUGCUACAGUUUGGGGACUACAUCACACAAAGGCAUGGAGGAGGACAUUGUCUCACUAGUUAAGACCAUAGUUCCUCCUCUGAACUCCAAGAAGCACAAGGGACAAGAUGGACGUAUUGGAAUCAUUGGAGGUUGCCAAGAGUAUACAGGAGCUCCAUACUUUGCUGCUAUUGCUGCACUCAAAGUGGGAGCUGAUUUGUCUCAUGUGUUCUGCACCAAAGAUGCUGCUACUGUGAUUAAAUCCUACAGCCCUGAGCUCAUAGUCCAUCCUGUUCUGGACAGUCCUAAUGCUGUGGAGGAAAUUGAAAAGUGGCUUCCGAGACUCCAUGGCCUAGUGGUAGGACCUGGUCUGGGCAGAGAAGACUUAUUGCUGAGAACAACACAGGAGGUGAUAGAAAAGUCCAAAGCGAGAGAUAUUCCCAUCAUCAUCGAUGCAGAUGGAUUAUGGCUGGUUACACAACGACCCACUGUUAUUCAAGGGUACCACAAGGGCAUCUUGACACCUAAUUUUAUGGAGUUCACAAGAUUGUACGAGGCACUGCACCAUGAACCCUUGGAGAGCAGUGAUCAUCAGCGCAGCAUCUUGCAGCUCAGUGUGGCCAUGGGCAACCUGACAUUGGUGCUGAAAGGGAAGCAAGAUCUCAUUACAGACGGCAGCAAAGUGAUCUCUUGCAGUACCGAGGGCAGUGGAAGAAGAUGUGGUGGACAAGGUGAUCUCCUGUCUGGAUCCAUAGGCGUGCUGGCACACUGGGCCUAUGCUGCGUCUGCAGCUGGAACUCUUAAAAGUAUAAAUCCUUCAUUGGUGGCUGCAUUUGGGGCCUGUUCACUUACCAGGCAGUGCAACAGACAAGCAUUCCAGCAACAUGGCAGGUCCACGACCACCUCAGACAUGAUCCAGGAGAUUGGCUCAUCCUUCAGAAAACUUUUUGAGAGCUGAAAACUGUAGUUUCGAAACAUGCACACAAAUCAAACCUUUGCUUUCUGUACAAGCAAACUUGUUCAAAUGGACACUAAAGGCAAAGACUUUAUAUAUAAAUUUAUAUAAAUAUAUAUUAUAUAUACAGGCUUUGUUAAAGACUGUGCUCAACAUAAACAUGGAGUAUUGACCGACCCGCAGUGUCAUCCUCAUGACACUAAACUAACUAAACUGUAUAAAGGAAAUGGACAUAGGUGUGUGGGUAAGUCACAAUUGUGCCUCCUCCUGUCAUGAUUUACUGUCAGUUGUUCUCUCAAUAGGCUCCCAUAUUGAAGUGGUAACAUCAUGUUCUGUUGGAUAAAUGGAAGGAUAACUGAAACUAGUAGAUCAGAGUGAAAAGCAGAAUCAUUUUUUCCUUUACACUUUAUACAGAGUUUCUUACAAACAGGAUAGUUCUGUCCAUUUCCUAUAGACUGUACAGCCUACUGUUGUAUUUCAUCAUUUCCAGCACAGUUCCAUUUUAUUUAGGACACAAGUAAAACAAAUCCAUGUGCUUUUAUUUAAAAUAAAUAAUUUGAAAUAAAUUGUAUGAAAAAGUA
Cynoglossus semilaevis (tongue sole) is the source of this 3606-nucleotide messenger RNA. RefSeq names its product NAD(P)HX dehydratase (gene naxd). The transcript has 11 exons. The record is from RefSeq and is a predicted model, not a curated record. NCBI's taxonomy places the organism in Eukaryota, Metazoa, Chordata, Actinopteri, Pleuronectiformes, Cynoglossidae. Bases 1118 to 3028 code for a protein of 636 amino acids. Gene Ontology annotation, molecular function: ATP-dependent NAD(P)H-hydrate dehydratase activity. Gene Ontology annotation, biological process: metabolite repair.